AAUAAAAGCGCCUUCCAAAGUGAGUAUAAAGUGAGCCAGCAUGAGAUCCUUCGUCGCUCAAUUUGGGACCUUGUUUGUUGAUACCCUCGAUACGUUAUUUGAAAGCUGUUUAUUAAAUUUGGAUUAAGUAGUUCAUGUGAUUUAUGAAGUGAUUAUUUAGUCCAUUUUUAUCAUUAUCAACUAAGAUAAAAAGUUUAUGAUUCAUAUGACGACAUCAUAUGGUUGAUUAUGACUUUAAAAUAUAAGUUUUUAUGAUGUUUAAAAACUUUUAUUUAAAGAGAGUGAUGACUAAUGUGAAAAUCUUCUGUAUGAGAUUGGAUUUGUAUGGGUGAUAAUUACGUAGUUUGUAAAAUUUUUGAAUUCAAUACUAUUUAUAGUUAGCAAUAUUUUAUCCCCCCAUCAUUUCGAAAAAAAAAAAUUAUAAUAAACAAAAUUUAGCCGUUGCCAGGAUUCAAAAUUUUCAAAUAAAAAUCGUAUACCGAUUUUUUUUUUUUUGAGAAAAAAAAUCGUAUAUCCUCGGCAAUACUAAUAAAGGCGAGAUCCAAAAGCCAGGCUUGCAUAAGAUGCCAGACAAACCAAUAUAAAGGCCACACGCCUCAACGGCUCCCUGCAAUGUCCAGCCCAGCCUCAUCGCCAUGGCGCUCCCUCCAGUUUACAUCAAAUUUGAAUUCCAAUCCCCCAUUUAUAACAUCCUCUUAUAAGCACCAGAGCCCCAUAAAAACCUAUGGGGGUUUGCUGCAGUAAGAGGAGAGAGUCUUCCUACCCCGACAUAGUUCCUUCAAAUGAUCCACCAAAAGAGAGGAGUACAGUGAAAGAGGAAAACGAGACUUCUAAAGCCGCAGAAUGUGUAAAGAUCACUACUUCCUUAACUACAAAUAAGGCUGCUUGCGUUGCUGAAGGAGAAGAUGAGAAUACAGGGGAGACGCCCGUAAAGCAAAGUGCGCAGCUUAAGGAGGACAGAGGUAGCAAAGCUGCUGCCACCGUUACGACACCACUGAGGACGUCGAGCUGCACCAAGGAGGAGGUUGACGCCAUCCUCAUCCAAUGCGGACGCCUCAGCCGCAACUCAUCCGGCAAGGCCUCCAAUGAGAUUGCGGGGCUGAGGAGGCCGUCGGGCUCUAAGAGGAGCUACGACUUCGACAACGAUGUGAAGGAGGAAGGCGAGGCGUUCGAUAAAUCCACAUCGAGGCCUUCCCCUCGCCGGCGAACUCGUUCCGGGAGCAGAGAGAGGGGGAGCAGUGAGGGCAGAAGGAUGAGCAGAUCGCCUGGAAAGAGAUCAGACGGCCCUGCCUCCUCUACCUGUGAUAAACCAAGGCAGAAGCCGACGAAGAUGAUUUCAGUGCCUGCAACUGAAAAGGGAGCCCUUUUUGCUAAUGGUGACAAUGACAGUGGGAGUUCGGAUGGAAAAAGAGUCUCCGCCCCACAGUAUACAAGAUCCCGGUCGCCGGUGAACAACGCCAGGAAGUCAAAUGAGAACGCCCAGUCUCAAUCACUGAGUCGGUGCUCUUCGAGAAAGGCUGAAGACUCUCCCCUUAGGAGAAACCCCUUGGGUGAGAUUGAUGAGAACACCCUCAUAAACCAUAAUGGAGCCAACCUCAGCAUUCUUCAGAGCAGUAGAGAAGUAGACAAUAAGGCCAUUCAAUCAGAGAUCAUCCAUCAGGCACAGAAGGUAGAGAUAGUAGAGGAGUCAGGAGACGCAAAGUUGAACACUGGAGUUGAAAACCUCAACCCAUUAGCCCAAACAAGAGCAAGAUCUUCAAGGGGAACAUCGUGUGAUCUUGACAACAAUCCUGUAAUCAAACCAACAUCUUUUGCCUCAUUUAUGCUAGAAGACAUCCAGAACCAUCAGCAGAACAUUGCCUUUUCCUUCCCAACAUGUGUUUCCAAGGCUUCCUCCUGCUCCGACCAGAGGAGCUACGAAACUGAUCAAUCAAACAACAAAAGCUUUCUGAAGAGUGAAUUCGCGAGAAGAGUGCCAAUGGUUGAGAGAGAAACAUCAAAAGAAUCAGAAUUAGAGGUGAAAAACGAUCCUAAGAAACCAAUCAUACACAAAUACGUCACUGCAAGGAAUGAAGUGCCUCAGGAAUCAGCAGGCAGCAAUAGCUUUAUAGAAGAGGAGGUGGGGAAUGAAGUUGGCCAGAAAGGAAAGCUGUAGCAGAAAAGAUCAUCCCAAGGUAAUAGUAGUCACAACAAAGCCAUUAUCACAGUUGCAAAGCCAUUGGGGAAGAAGUUCGAUCACCGCCAACUCCACCAAAGUGGUCGUGGAUGUGGGAAUGGAAAGGUUGAUGGCAGGGGCAUCUCAGUUCGUCUUUCUGCUGCAACUUCUUGUACUGGAGAAGAAUUUCCACUUUAACUUAUAACUAUAUUUUCCACCUCAAAGAUGUUAUCGCACGUUGGUAAUGAAGGGUGCGUUGUGCUAGCAAUGCAUACAAAUGCGACUCUUUUCCAUUUUAAUUCUAGCAUUCUCUAAUGUUGGAAGGAACA
Molecule: messenger RNA, 2484 nt
Organism: Dendrobium catenatum
Lineage: Eukaryota; Viridiplantae; Streptophyta; Magnoliopsida; Asparagales; Orchidaceae
Exons: 2
Coding region: 725-2155 (476 amino acids)
Source: RefSeq, a predicted model, not a curated record